AUGUCUUCUACACCUUAUAUUGAAAUAGACUGGUCUUCCGCUUCACAACAUUCUUACCCUCAACUCGAUAUUGAUGAUAUUUAUCCUUAUAAGUACUCAACUCAUCAUUUCGAUGACAAUGAUUUGGAAGAAACCUAUGACGAGGACGAAGAAGAUUAUUUUUAA
Molecule: messenger RNA, 165 nt
Organism: Rhizophagus irregularis DAOM 181602=DAOM 197198
Lineage: Eukaryota; Fungi; Glomeromycota; Glomeromycetes; Glomerales; Glomeraceae
Source: RefSeq, a predicted model, not a curated record